Messenger RNA from Plasmodium coatneyi, 3504 nucleotides. RefSeq lists its product as uncharacterized. Lineage: Eukaryota; Apicomplexa; Aconoidasida; Haemosporida; Plasmodiidae. The record is from RefSeq and is a predicted model, not a curated record. The transcript has a single exon. The coding region runs from base 1 to 3504 and encodes 1167 amino acids.
AUGAUCAGGAGGUGGUUUACCCUGUUGAAUUACUUCUCCAGCAAAUCUGAGCACGUCACAAUGUUAAGAGAUUAUUUGAAUAGAAUAUUUAGAAAGCAUAUUGAUGAGCUGAUUAGGAAGGAGUAUUUUUGCAAAACGGUGAACCAGAUGACGAACCAGAUAAACAGUAAAAGUGUACACGCCCUUAUAAUGACAUAUGAAAAAAAGCUAGACCAGAUGGGGGCAUACGAUUUUAGCUACAGUCUGAUUAUUCUUCAUCGGUUCCUCGUGUUCAGUCAUAGUUUGUUUAACAGGAUUAUUGACCACGCUAUUGGGAAUCCUUUAGCGAAAUUAAAAAGUGAGAAAAACUUAAUCCGUUUUAUAAAGAGUGUAGAUAAUUACCUGCUCAUCCAUCCGUCCAGCGGGGGGUUUAACAAGACAGAGUUGAACAGCACAGGGGUUAACAACACAGGGUAUAACAAUACGGAAAUUUUUCAAUCCAACAUGAGUGAUUUGUACAAUUCUACCUUUUCCAUUUUUAUUAAAAAAUUGAACAAAAAAUUGAAGAGCUACUCGCUGGAGAAUUUACUCUUCUUUUCCGAGUGUCUGGGGAAAGUGAUUUUUAUGCCGAGCACGCAGAACCAGGUUCUGCAUGUGUUCAUUAAUAAGCUUCGCUACUACAUUGAUAAUGCUUUGAAUUUUUCCACCGUGAAUAAUGAGACGCUAAUUCGCCUUUUUAAGAUAAGCUCCUUCUUUUCCUUCGUGCCCGAGAUGGAGAUUUUUGUGAGUAGCGCGACGAAGGGGAGUAGGAAGGUACGCAGGUUUGCAAAAGGUGAGGUGUCUACCCUGUCCAAGGACACCUUCGUGGGAGAAGCGGAAAAGAAACCAGAUGGAGGAACAUUUCCACCGCCGGGAGAAGCUCAAACGAGCACUGUCAAGGACAGCCCACCCCCCACGGGGAACAAAAAAAUACUCAAGAGUAGGAAUAACGACACUUUGGAUGAGAAGAGCAAAAAAAAAAGCAUAUGCUUCAACCUGAGUGAGAAGAAUGUGAUUAAUUAUUACUAUGACAAAUCGGAGGAGACGCACACCUUUGCCAAUACAAGGAAUCUGCUAAAAAGUUACGACCUGCUCCAGGUGAAGGACAAUGUGUACGACGUGAACAGCUACCUCCUGAAUUACGGCUUCAAUCACGACUCGGGGAAGAAGCAUAAGAAGAACAAGUUUCUGCUCAAAAAUAUAGUGAUGCUUCUGUGUGAGCAAAUAGAUAAGAGUCUGGAUGACGUGUUGAGGGAGGUGCGGGAUGCAUUCCCCGCUGGAAACGGAGCAACCACCAAGGAGGGCUGCCCCCCCUGGAGCAGAGACAAACUGAUGAAUGAAAUAAAACGCAUCAAUGAGAAGAACGCCCAGUACGACGGCAAGUGCAUGCAUGGUGACCUCACCCACACGGAGAGCGAGCUCUACAAGAGGUACCUCAUUUUUUACGAUUUCCGUGUACUAAGCGAUGUAGUGAAGUUCACUCACUUUUCCAUCAACACGAAUAAGCACACGUACGAGUUGGUCAAAUCGAUAAAGAGGAGACUGGAGGAAAUGCUUCUCUUUUACGACCUAAGUGGAGCAUCCAACGGGGGAACUGAGCUGACUCAGGCUGGAUCAGUGCUGAACGGAUCCAAGAUGAAGCAUAUUACCACCUUUCAGUUGUACCACUUUUAUUGCGCUUGUAAGAACUUUAGUCCAUCUUUCCUGUUUGAAUUUUUCGACACCAUGUUGAAGCUUACGCCGAAGAUGCAUAUUAUAGACAUGGAUAAGGCGAGCGAUUUGUUUAGUAAGAAAAAAAUGAACAGAAUGGAACAUUUGGAGAUCUUCGAAAGGGUGAGGGAUCGUAACGUAACCAUCCCCUUUGUGGUCUCCCUGUUGAGAUCGUUGAAGACAAUUAUUUCAUCCAAUUUGUUUCUCAUGAAUGACAUUCUUAGUGAGCAUGUGAACACCAUGGUGCAGUACUCGUACUACGUGUUGUUGCAUUAUUACUACAAUAAGGAUAGGAGGAGGAUUCAUUUGAAGGGUGGUAGUGAUUUGCGGGAUGGGGGUGAGGAGGAGUGGCUAACCGGGGGGGUCAAAACUGUUGCAGGUAAUCCGCCCGUUGGCAAGAAUGAACACGCCGAUGAGGAGGAAGAGGAGUACCCCAUUUGUGAGAGCGCAUCCAAGGGGGGUACUGCGGGAAGUUCGCCAAUAGGGGAGUACGUGAAGAAUCAAGUGGAGGGUGGUCAAACGGAGGUCGUCCAGCGUGAGGAUAGCAGUGACAGUUCAAUCACCUCCAGCGUAAUAAAGUCAAGAAGAAAGGAUCGAAAAAUAUGUCUCUUUGAUAAUGUAUACAUGGAGGACCUGUGCAACACGUACUUGUGUCUGUCCACGUCGCUCUACUUCCUAAACAGGACGGAGGAGAAAUCCAACCAAGUGAAGCAUCUCAUCUAUCUGGAGGAGAGGUUCCUAAAGUUAGUGACCAAAGUGAAGUACAUGAAGUACCUAUCGGAUAAUUUAAUUUUUUUUCUAUUUAAAGCGCCUUGUACGGUGAAAUUAGAGGAAGCGUUUGAUGGGGUAAUUCCGUCGUUAAAGUUACCCAACCGGAGGGGUAAAAAAACAAGCGAACGUCUCUCCUCCAUAAAAAAUUCGCAGAAGGUGAAGAUUUUGAGUGUCCCAGCAGCGACUGCUUUUUUCCUUUGCAAAAUUAAGUUGUCCAUGUCGGGAAGUGGCGGCAAGGAGGAAGUGAAUGCCCUUCGGAUGGAGAACAUAAAGAAGCUCUUUGAGAUCCUUAUUGAUCAUUACAAGUUGCUUACAAAUUGCGUGGAGCAGUUGUUCAUUAAUAGAGGUAGAGAAACGAUCGAUGGGGGAAGUGAGACGAUCGAUGCGGGAAGCGAAACGAUCAAUGGGGAGGAGGAGUACUCAUCGGAUAAUUCGUAUAUUUCUGAUCAGAGUACAUCCUUUCGAGGGAGAACCAGAAUGAGUUUCUCCAUGGAACACACCCAGGAUAGAAGCAGCCAGUAUGGAGUGUCCCCCCGGAAGAGGAGGACCUAUUCUUAUUUACCCUACCUAACGUCAGGCAGAGUGGACGUGAAGCAAAAUGCCCAUUUCGAAGCCCUCAUAGGAGAUAUGUUCUUCGGUGAACACGAGGUGAAGACGUUGCAUGAACUUCAGAGCACUCUGCUAAAAACGGUUAAGUAUUUGGAGGCUGCCCAAAUAAAUUUAAAGGUAAAUUAUAAAAUAACGCAGAUUCAUCAGAUACAUAAUGACGUCUUGGGUUACCUAUCAGAGCUGUCCAACGUUGUUAAGGAUUGCCUUUACAUCGUGUUCCUCUCUCAGCCAUACAUUCAUAAGUCACCCAAAAAGUACGUCACCAGAAAUUUGGUGAACUACUUAAUCAACAAGAGCAAGUUCGUAAGCGACUACAACAUCUUCGACGAUUGCAAUAAUAAGUCCUUUAACGAAUUGAAGAGGAGCAAGUACAUGGCCAACGAGCUCUGUCGCUAG